Molecule: messenger RNA, 997 nt
Organism: Moneuplotes crassus
Lineage: Eukaryota; Ciliophora; Spirotrichea; Euplotida; Euplotidae
Source: the annotation of a GenBank genome assembly
AUGGAUGAAGAAGAAGGAUUUUUAAGGGAGAGGAGGAAGAGGGCGUCUAGUGGGGACUGAAGAAGGGAAAUAAAGUGAUAAAAGUCCAGAUACUAAUGCAGAAUUUUUCAAAAAAUAUUUCAGCGUAAUUUUAGAAACAAAUUAAUUAUCUUCAGACACGCCUAUGGAGUAGCUGAAGUAAAUAGAAAGAGCGAUCGGAGUGAGAACAGAGACUAUGUAAAUGGCGCAAUCAACCAACUUCUUAAGCAUCCCUCUGCUGUUAUAAGUCUUGAACAUGAUUCUGACGUUCUUCCAUAGUGCCAUCUCUUCAACUCUCUCUGGGUUGGAGCUCCAUUCCGGGAUAUGCUUCCAUAACUUGCUCAGGAAUUUAAUAGAUAUUAUAGCUCCAAAGGCAACAGUUGGAGAAUUUAAAAUAAUUAUCAGAGGAUUAUUUCCGAUACUCAUGGCAUAAGUAUAGAGCAGCCAGAAGUUGCCCCAGACUCUAGUAAUCACAAAGCUAAUGGUAAGGCUGAUGAAGUUUAUCUUGAACCUAUCGUCGUCUAACUCCAAGUUCAUCCUUUCAAAAGUUCUUUUUAAGACAAAUCAAAUCAUUGAUGCGUCAUUAAUAAAUAAAGCAACAGCUCCAAAUGCGUGUGUUUCAUUUCGGAUAUAUCAUCCUAACAUGGAUAGCACUGUAAAGAUGUGAUGGGCAGUCACAAAGCUGUUGAUGAUUCCAGCAUAAGCUUUGAUAAUCAAAUCAAAGGUGUACCAGGCCACUCCAAGGAUCAUUAUGUGUCUAUCUAUUUCUGUUCCUGGUCUGUUGAGCUCAAAGCCAUGAUCUUUGUAGAUCAUCGCAAACAGUCCAAUGAGUAAUACUGAGUACAAAAGAGACACCCAGUCAUGAUACUGAUAUGUCUUAGCCUUUUUACUCAUCUCAACGAGCUUUCCAUCUUCCUUUCUGAGAGGAGCAGUUAUGAAUUUGGCACUCAAGCCAACUCAACAAGUGAAGAAGGCAUAC